GCUGUGCACCUAAUUGUUGAUUUGCAACACACAGAAGAAUCAGAUGUUAGAGACGUCGUACAUAGAGAAAUUGAAUUCACCGAAUGAUAUUUUAUCUUUUAGCAGUUCUGAUAACAUGCUGGCCUUUCUAAGUCGACGGACAUAUUGACUUGCGAAAGCCCUGAUUUUCCCAAUCACAUCAGGGAUCAGAGCGAGGUCAGUUUACACACUUCGACAGGACACGUGGUUAAACUGCGCAGCAUGGCCAAGUCCAGCUCUCUUCAGAAAACAUUAAGUCAAGGGGUGACGCUGAGCUCAGCUAUGGCUGCUGACAGUAGUGAUGAAGAGGAUCUCUCUGUUAAUGAUCAAGCCAUCAGUGCCAGUGAAGAUGAUGAGGAGGGCAGUGAUGAUGAGAGGAAACACCAGAAGCUGCUGGAAGCCAUCAGCGCUAUGGGUGGACGAAAGAGGAAAAAGCAGAAGGAGCGCUCCGAAGCAAGUGUGCAGGUCUCCGAGUUCUUCGUCAAUGCAGAGGGUACAGGAGAGAAAGUCAACCUUUCUGACCUCCUGAAAACCAUAGAGAAGACCUCCGUAGCCUCCAACAAGACCAAGAAACAGCUGAAGAACCUGCAAGACAGUAAACAGACUUUAGAGCUGCCUCUCAACAAACAGCAAACAGAGAAGAUUCAGAGAAGCAUAGCGUAUGAGAAGACCACUAAAGAGGUGUCAACCUGGGAGAACAUCAUAGUGCAGAACCAGAAGGCCGAACAAAUGGUGUUUCCUCUGAACCAGGAGUCGUCCGCACCUAAACUGGUGGAGCAGGUUGUGGCUAGUUGGAAGGUUCAAACUCCUCUUGAACAAGAGAUUUUCGGGCUCUUGCACAAAAACAGUCAGCCAUCCAAUGACCCUGUCUUGACUCCUGUAGAGGAGGCAUCGCUUAAAGCCAUGAGCUUAGAGGAGGCUAAGAUUCGCCGCGCUGAGCUUCAAAAGGCGAGAGCGCUCCAGUCGUACUUUGAGGCCAAAGCCAGAAGAGAAAAGCAAAUCAAGAGUAAAAAGUACCACAAGGUUAAGAAGAAGGGCAAACUUAAGAAGUUUGUGAAGCAGUUUGACGAAAUGGUAAAGACGAAUCCUGAAGAAGCUCUGGAUGAGCUAAAAAAGAUGGAACUGGCCAGGAUGAAGGAGAGGAUGUCUCUGAAGCAUCAGAACAGUGGCAAGUGGGCAAAAUCAAAGGCCAUAAUGGCAAAAUAUGAUGAUUCGGCACGCAAAGCGAUGCAGGAGCAGUUACAGAUGAAUAAAGAUCUCACCCAGAAGGUUGUCGUCCCUUCUGAUGACGAACACGAAUCUAACGAGGAAGCGUCGGAGACGGUCCCUGAUUUUGCGAACGACCCCGAGCCGGUCCUUGACCCUGUCAAUCCCUGGAUGAGAGGCCAACUCACACGCGAAGAGCCCGAGGUCAGCCGUGUCACAACUGAGGAAGCGCAAACGGCAGAAGAGGUGAACGAGGAAGAGGAACUCCUUGGAGAAUUUGAGAGGAAGAGGAAGCUGCGGCAAGCUGACGAAGAGGACUUGAUGACCACAGAGGAAGAGAGUAAGAAAGAAGAACCUGCAAGCGAGGUGGUUGAAGACGAUGUGGUUGAGGUUUCUGACACAGAGGAGGAAGCUGAAGAAGAGGAGGAGGACGUUUCUGAGUUCAACACUCUUUUCAGGCUCAUGAGGAGUGAGAAGACAGUUGAGGGUCCAAAACACACGCCCGGGCAAGAAGUUGAAGAGGAACUUUUGAAUGAAGGAGAGAUUCAAGUCAGGAAUAUGGAGGACCUGGAGCUUUUAGGCGAGGAUGUCGAGCCCCAACCCACAGCGGAGGCGUCUCUGCCACAGACAGCUGCUGAGGAGGACACUUCUGAGCCACUUAAUAAAAAGAAACGGGAAAUCGACCUCCAAGAAGUGCUCACCAAAGAGGCCAAAGCCGUCAGAGUUCCCUUUUUGCCAACAGUAAUUGAAGAUGAAGAGCAAGGUGAGCAGAUCUCCCUCAUCAAGGAGGCGUUUGCUGGGGAUGAUGUCAUUUCUGAUUUCAUAAAGGACAAAAAGAAGCAGGAAGCUGAUGGGAUGCCCAAAGUGGUGGACCUGACGCUGCCAGGCUGGGGAGAGUGGGGCGGUGUUGGUCUCCAACCCUCCCAAAGGAAACGCAAAAGAUUUACUACAAAAAUGGCCCCGCCACCUCCACGGCAAGACAGGAAACUGCCGGAUGUCAUCAUAUCAGAAAAGGAAAGUGCAUCAGUUGCUUCCCAUCAGGUCAGCCACAUACCAUUCCCCUUUCAAAACACUGCACAGUUUGAGUCUUCCAUCCGUACACCUAUUGGGUCGACGUGGAACACACAAAGCGUUGUGAAGAAGAUGACAAAACCCAAAGUUCUCACUACAUUGGGUGCGAUCAUUGAGCCUAUGGCCAAGGACAUGAAAAAUAAUAAGAGCACGACACCAGCGGGUAAAGAACCAGCAAUCGUGUUGGAAGGAAACAAAACAGCAAAAGGGGACUCAGAAGGGUCAGAAAAGUCUCGAAGAAGAACAAAAUCAAAGAAGAAGAAAAACUAAAAUACUAGAUUUGAUUUGUGAGGUAAAGUGUUAUAAGAAGAAAAUCUCACUGUAAUUCUUUUCAUGUCCUCAGAAAUCAGUUUGUAUUUAACAGAAUACCUAUUAUGAGUGAUGAGUGGAAAAUAAAUUUGGUACA
This is a messenger RNA of Labeo rohita (rohu), 2701 nucleotides long. RefSeq lists its product as uncharacterized. The transcript is spliced from 15 exons. The coding region runs from base 241 to 2565 and encodes 774 amino acids. NCBI's taxonomy places the organism in Eukaryota, Metazoa, Chordata, Actinopteri, Cypriniformes, Cyprinidae. Gene Ontology annotation, biological process: rRNA processing. Gene Ontology annotation, cellular component: nucleolus; small-subunit processome. The record is from RefSeq and is a predicted model, not a curated record.